Messenger RNA from Chiloscyllium plagiosum (whitespotted bambooshark), 3466 nucleotides. It is a transcript of the gene fam89a, whose product is annotated as family with sequence similarity 89 member A. NCBI's taxonomy places the organism in Eukaryota, Metazoa, Chordata, Chondrichthyes, Orectolobiformes, Hemiscylliidae. The record is from RefSeq and is a predicted model, not a curated record.
ACCAAUCGGCAUGGAGGGCCGAUGACGUCUGGUGUGAAACGCCCAAUUCAGGAGAAGAGGAGGCUGGAGUUCUGGUGUGGCGGCUGGAUGUUGAGGCAGUUCAGUGAAGGUGAUUUAACGGCCGCUGCUCGAGAGAGUGUAUGUGCGCAUGUGCAGAAUGGCCGCACCUCGGUGUCUCCAGUGAGAGGGAGAUCGCUCCUACCACCACCCCCCUCUUCCCAACUCUCAUUCCCAUCCGGAGCUGCUGACAAUGGCUGGGAAGCUGGUGAAUGGCGGCUCGGUGCCCAACACGACGUGCUUGCAGGGUCUGCCGCCCCUGCCCAAGAGCCUGAGUGGUUUGCUGAAUUCGAGCGGCGGCUCGUGGCGAGAAAUGGAGCGGGUUUAUGCCAAGCGGUGCCGCAUCCAGGAGGACCUUAGCCGGGGCCGCACCGCCAGCAGCCGCCACGCCAACCGGCCCAGCAAACCCGCCAACCUGGAUGCCGCACUGGCCCUGCUUCGGAAAGAGAUGGUUGGUCUGCGUCAGUUGGAUAUGUCAUUGCUAUGUCAGCUAUGGUCUCUCUAUGAAUCCAUCCAGGAAUAUAAAGGAACAUGCCAAGAUUUGUCAGCUGCAGCUAAUUCAGACUGUUCGUAUGGAUUGGAAAACGGUUAUUUUGAUGAAGAGGAGGAGUAUUUUCAGGAACAAAGUGUUGUGGAAAACGGGAAGGCUGACAACUUGGAGACACAUCUUGCAGUGCCUAAAACACACAAUUCACGAGACCAGUGGAUGCAGGAUUCCUUUCAUAUCACUAUAUAACAGAUGUCCUACAACUUUGACCUUCUCACUGUUUUUGACAUUGUGCUGUUAUAGAUUUUGAAAGGUAUUCAUGUGAGGGUUGGUAUUGUUUGGGGCAAAAGGUGGUGGGUGGCUGAAAAGAGUGAGAAUAAAAUUUUAGUAACUAGGUUUAGUUAAGCAAAUUUACUUAAGUUGUCAUUUAUAGUUUUAAACGCCAUACAUUUGAAGAAACCUUUAAUAAGCUUGGUUCUUAAAAAUGAUUUGUUUUUUGUUUGGAAAGAGUAAGAUGUUUUGAACCAGCAUUAAUUUUUCAUAUUGCAGACUCUGCAACAGGUAUUUCACCUUUCUGGAUCAUGCUUAACCUUUCUAGAUUCUGGGACUUGUUGUUGGACCAUACCAAAAUCGAAGUGUGAUUGGCAGAAUUGCUUUUCAAGUUGGUGAACAAAUGAGAAUUCUGUAGGUACCACUAAUGUAAAACACUGUGACUACCACAUUAAGGGCUAAGAAUUUAAAUCUGGCUUCAGUAGACUGAAUGUAAACAACUUUUUUAAAACCUAUGUCCAAUUUCAAUUGCGGGUUGAGCAAAAUUGCAGUGAAGGAUAGAACUGAUCCUUCUAAUCAUAUUACACCAGGGUGAAAGGCCAAUCUAUGCCAAGUGUAAGUCUUUGUGCUGAGUAUAAAAUGCUAUUAGGUAAGAGUUUGAUACAAGUCUGCAUGCCAAGUAGUCCUGUGCUUCCUGUUCAGAGAGCUAUCCAGCUCUGAAAAAUGGUUUAAGUUGUGAAUAUAUAGUGAAUUGAGCUAGACAAGUCAUUUAAAGCAAAAGUAUCUGAGUAUUAUUAAAUGAAGAAUUUUCAUAUUACUGACUGAUAACUCUGGCCUAUCUUACUCUGCAUUAAUCCAGCAAAGUUGAUUUUUUUUCAUUAUUUGAUCUAGUAAAAAUGGUGUGCAGACUAGAAGAUGGUUUGGGAGGUAUGCACCUCUUUUAGAAAUGUUCCUGGGAACUGAUAAAUGAAGUUUGGAAUGCAAUUGCAGUAGCUCAAUUGGAUGGACAACUUAUUUGAGAUGUAGAAAUAUGCCAGUAGCAUGGGUUCAGUUCCCACACCAGCUGAAAUUACUAUGAAAAACUCUUCCUCUCGACCUCUCCCCUUGCUUGAAGUGCGGCGACCCUCUGGUUCAACCACCUCCGGUUCAACCACCUCCAUCUCAUGCUCUCUCUCUCUCUCUCGCGCUCGCACUCGCUCUCUCUCUCGCGCUCUCAAAUAUUACUGUGCUACCAGCAAGUACUUCAAAUGCGAUUUGGAUUGACUGUGUGAUAAUUGAAAUAAAUAUAGGAGUUUGAUUUGAAUUUAUUAAUGUGAUAGCAAUAUUUCUGUAGAACAGGUAGCAUCAAUUUUGAGUCUCUUAAAUGUUAAAUGGGAGAGAAACAAAUCUGAUCACUUAAAUAUAGCACUCUACUUGAAUUGUUGGCAGGAAUAAGCUCCUUAUAUGUAGCAUUCAUUAUGGAAUUUAUUUAUUUUUUUUAUAAAUUUCUAUUGCUGAGGUUUACCGGAUUUUUUUUUUUACAAAUAAAUAAAAUGAUCCACAAUUAAAACCCAGCAGAAGUAUGAGUGUCACUGAGGAGAUUGGCUUUUAUAAUCUCUGAGUUACAUUGGUUUUAUUGUACAUGGAGUACAAAUGUGCAGCUUGCAUUUUCAAACUAAAAGUGCAAUUUCUUAACUGUAUAGAACUCUAAUCAGAAUGCAUUUGCUUUUAAUUCUUCAAUGGUUGUUAAUCUUUUUGUAACUGAUUUUGUAUCUGAAGUUCACAAUCUUGAACUGUCAAUACAACAGUACUUUAUAACAUUAUUUCUUAUUUAUAAAAGUUUAGUGCAGAAUUCUAUGUGAACAUUUAUAUUUAAAUGGUUUGGUUAAUUCUUUUAUAAGAGGAAAAAAUACGGUUUAAGAUCUCUUACAUAGUCCUUUACUAGCUCUGCAUCUGUGACACAUUUCAGACUCUGGGAUUGUCAUGUAUCAGAUGUCGAGACUGAGUAAUCAUGCACCACUCUAGUGGGGAAUAGCUAGGAUUUUGUGGAGUUUCCCAUGGAGUUUUAACGUCAUUUGAACACAGAAGUAACCCAUUAGAAUGUUUUUUAAAAACUGGGUGAGCCAACUGCCCCAUCAACUUGUUAAUUUACAGUUUGAUAAAUUUACAAUUUUACCUAACAUGUAAUUUAUAGUGUAUUCAAAAGACUGCAAAAUCAACAAGUCUUCCAAUUUGCUAUACUGGAAAAAAUUCCAAAGAAAACAGCUAGGACAUUUAAUAUAAAGCUUUUAAUAUUAAACUGUUUUUGUUUUUUUGCACCUGUAUAUUCUGCUCCUACAAUAUUAGUUUCCUUUGCUGCAUUUAUAAGUUACAUGCGUGACACUGAUCUGCAUGCAAAGUAUGAUGCUCCAGUUUGUAAUGGUUCAGGAAAAGAUGAACCUCCAUCACUACAUCUGGUUGUAAAGAAAUAAAAUACUUUUUGAUUCCUGACUUUAAGACUGUUAUAUAUAAAUCUUUUAAAUGCAUUUGUUUUUGUUUUUAAAAGUUUUUUGGUGUGAAUCUUAUUUUUAAAAAGGCUUUUUAUUUUCUACUGUGUCGUAAACAAAGUCACAGCAAUAUUGAAAAAUGCAUGUUUUCCCAGAAAGGUAUUAAAGCUAAAUAAUGGCUAACAGA